AUGCUAUCUUCUCAAUUCAUCAUGUCACUUUUGUCAAAUAAAACAAUCACAUCUCUGACAUUUCUGCUAACCGGAAUUCCUGGCCUGGAAGUUUUCCACACCUGGAUCUCUGUUCCCUUCUGCUUCCUCUAUGCCAUUGCCAUCUCUGGGAAUAGCAUGAUCCUAUUCAUCAUCAUCACCAAUCAAAGCCUUCAUGAGCCCAUGUACUAUUUGCUUUCCAUGCUCUCAGCCACUGACAUGUACCUGUCCCUCUCCACUCUGCCCACUACUCUUGGUGUCCUCUGUCUUAAUAUUCAAGAGAUUGGUUGGAAUGCUUGCCUUAGCCAAAUGUUCUUCAUUCAUUCCCUCACUAUCAUGGAGUCCUCGGUGCUCUUGGCCAUGGCCUUUGAUCGCUACAUUGCUAUCUGUAACCCAUUGAGAUAUGUAAACAUCCUCACUCCAACCAGAAUCAUACAGAUUGGACUGAUGAUAGUGGCAAGAGGUAUUCUGUUUAUGAUUCCCCUCUUUAUGCUUCUUAAGCAACUGUCAUUCUAUAGGGAUAAUAUUCUUUCUCACUCCCACUGCUACCAUUCUGAUAUGAUCAAAUGUUCCUGCUCCAAUAUCAGGGUCAACAGCAUCUAUGGACUUUUGGGGGUCCUCUCUACAUUUGGUUUGGAUGCUCCUUUGAUUGGUGUCUCCUAUGUGCUGAUUAUUCAUUCUGUGCUCAGCAUUGCCUCCCCAGAGGAGAGGUACAAGGCUUUUAGCACCUGUAUUUCCCACAUUAUUGUUGUGGCUAUCUUCUAUAUCCCUCUCAUUGGACUGUCUGUUGUUCAUAGGUGGGGAAAGAAGGCACCCCCAUUUGUUCACACCACAAUGUCUGAUGCCUUCCUUCUUUUGCCCCCUGAAGUAAAUCCAGUUAUCGAUAGUGUGAGAACCAAGCAAAUCCAUAAGGCAAUCAUCAAGGUGUUUUUGAAAAAAUGUUACAGAAAUUGA
Messenger RNA from Antechinus flavipes (yellow-footed antechinus), 972 nucleotides. RefSeq names its product olfactory receptor 51F1-like. The coding region runs from base 1 to 972 and encodes 323 amino acids. Gene Ontology annotation, molecular function: olfactory receptor activity; G protein-coupled receptor activity. The record is from RefSeq and is a predicted model, not a curated record. Gene Ontology annotation, biological process: G protein-coupled receptor signaling pathway. Lineage: Eukaryota; Metazoa; Chordata; Mammalia; Dasyuromorphia; Dasyuridae. Gene Ontology annotation, cellular component: membrane. The transcript has a single exon.